GCAGUAAUGAAGAUCAUUCUGUACUUCCUGAGGAACAUGAAGAAGGAAGAGCUGGCCGAUUCACUUCAAAACAGAUCUCAAGGUGCAAUGUGUCAACGUAAACUCAAGUCUAACCUGGAGAAGAAGUUCCAGUGUCUGUUUGAGGGGAUCGCCAAAGCAGGAAACACAACCGUUCUGAAUCAGAUCUACACACCGCUCUACAUCACAGAGGGAGGGACUGCAGAGGUCAAUGAUGAACAUGAGGUCAGACAGAUUGAAAUAUAUUCCACGAAACCAGAGAAACCAGAAAUAACAAUCAGAUGUGAAGACAUCUUUAAAGCAUCACCUGGAAGAGACGAACCAAUCAGAACAGUGAUGACAAAGGGAGUGGCUGGCAUUGGGAAAACAGUCUUAACACAGAAGUUCACGCUGGACUGGGCUGAAGAGAAAGCCAACCAGGACAUAUUGUUCAUAUUUCCAUUCACAUUCAAACAGCUGAAUGUGCUGAAAGAGAAAAAGUACAGCUUGGUGGAACUUGUUCAUCACUUCUUUACUGAAACCAAAGAAGCAGGAAUCUGCAGGUUUGAAGAGUUCCAGGUUGUGUUCAUCUUUGAUGGUCUGGAUGAGUGUCGACUUCCUCUGGACUUCCACAACAAUGAGAUCCUGACUGAUGUUACAGAGUCUACCUCAGUGGAUGUGCUGCUGACAAACCUCAUCAGGGGGAAACUGCUUCCCUCUGCUCGCCUCUGGAUAACCACGCGACCUGCAGCAGCCAAUCAGAUCCCUCCUGAGUGUGUUGGCAUGGUGACUGAGGUUAGAGGGUUCACUGACCCACAGAAGGAGGAGUACUUCAGGAAGAGAUUCAGAGACAAGACACGGGCCAGCACCAUCAUCUCCCACAUCAAGACAUCACGAAGCCUCCACAUCAUGUGCCACAUCCCAGUCUUCUGCUGGAUCACUGCUUCAGUUCUGGAGGAUGUGUCAAAAGUCAGUCAGAGUGGAGGGCUGCCCAAGACCCUGACUGAGAUGUACAUCCACUUCCUGGUGGUUCAAGCCAAGCUGAAGAAUGUCAAGUAUGAUGGAGGAGCUGAGACAGAUCCACACUGGACCCCAGAUAGCAGGAAAAUGAUUGAGUCUCUGGGAAAACUGGCUUUUGGGCAGUUGCAGAAAGGCAACCUGAUCUUCUAUGAAUCAGACCUGAUAGAGUGUGGCAUCGAUAUCAGAGCAGCCUCAGUGUACUCAGGAGUGUUCACACAGGUCUUUAAAGAGGAGAGAGGUUUGUACCAGGACAAGGUGUUCUGCUUCGUCCAUCUGAGUGUUCAGGAAUUUCUGGCUGCUCUUCAUGUCCAUCUGACAUUCAUCAACUCUGGAGUCAAUCUGCUGGAAGAAGAUCCACAGUCAAACUCACAGAAGUCGAAAACAACAAAAGAGAAAUCUGCCAUGACACAUUUCUACCAAAGUGCUAUGGACAAGGCCUUACAGAGUCCAAAUGGACACCUGGACUUGUUCCUCCGCUUCCUCCUGGGUCUUUCACUGCAGACCAAUCAGAAUCUUCUACGAGGCCUGUUGACACAGACUGGAAGUAGCUCACAGAUUAAUGACGAAACAGGCAGGUACAUCAAAAAGAUCAUUGGGGAGACUUCCUCUCCAGAGAAGAACAUCAAUCUGUUCCACUGUCUGAGCGAGCUGAGAGAUCGUUCUCUUGUGAGUGAGAUUCAACAGUCUCUGAGAUCAGGAAGUCUCACCACAAAAAAGCUCUCUCCCGAUCAGUGGUCAGCUGUGGUCUACAUCUUAUUGUCAUCAGAAAAAGAUCUGAAAGAGUUUGACCUGAAGAAAUACUCUGUUUCAGAGGAGGCUUUGUUGAGGCUGCUACCAGUGGUCAAAGCCUCUAAUAAAGCUUUGCUGAUUGGCUGUAACUUGUCAGACAGAAGUUGUGAAGUCUUGGCCUCAGUUCUCAGUUGCCAGUUCUCUAGUCUGAGAGAGUUGGACCUGAGUAACAACGAUCUGCAGGAUUCAGGCGUGAAGCUACUAUCUGCUGGAUUGGAAAGUCUACAUUGUGAACUGACAACUCUCAGGUUGUCAGGAUGUGUGAUCACAAAGGAAGGCUGUGUUUCUCUGGCUUCAGCCCUGAACUCCAACCCCUCCCACCUGAAGGAGCUGGACCUGAGCUACAAUCAUCCAGGAGACUCAGGAUUGCAGCAGCUGAACCAGGUUCCACAUUGGAAAGCGACCACUCUCAAGGUGGACCAUGGGGGAGUGUGGAGGUUGAGACGUGGUGUAAGAAAGUAUGCCUGUGAACUCACACUGGACCCAAACACAGCAAACAGAAACCUUAAACUGACCAACAACAACAAAAAGGUGAUAAUGAGAGAGGAGCAGCGAUAUCCUGAUCACGAAGAGAGAUUUGACUUUUGGCCUCAGGUGCUGUGUGAAAAUGACUUGACUGGUCGCUGUUACUGGGAGGUGGAGUGGAGAGGAGAUGUUCGCAUUGCAGUGACUUACAAAGGAAUAAGAAGGAAAGGAGAUGAAGAUAACGGCAAGUUUGGAAGGAAUGAUCAGUCCUGGAGUCUGAACUGCUCCGGUGGUAGUUACUUUGUUUGUCACGAUGACAGAGAAACCAAAGUCCCUCUCCCCUCUGCCUCUUUCUCAAACAGAGUAGCAGUGUAUGUGGACUGGCCUGCUGGGAUUCUGUCCUUCUAUGGAGUCUGCUCUGACACACUGAUCCACUUACACACCUUCUACUGUACAUUCACCGAACCUGUCUAUCCUGCGUUCGGACUCGGGUCUGGUUCAUUGGUGUCUCUGUGCUCUCUGUAG
Scomber japonicus (chub mackerel) is the source of this 2796-nucleotide messenger RNA. RefSeq names its product protein NLRC3-like. NCBI's taxonomy places the organism in Eukaryota, Metazoa, Chordata, Actinopteri, Scombriformes, Scombridae. The transcript has 7 exons. Gene Ontology annotation, molecular function: protein binding. Bases 7 to 2796 code for a protein of 929 amino acids. The record is from RefSeq and is a predicted model, not a curated record.